This is a messenger RNA of Halteromyces radiatus, 786 nucleotides long. Its product is annotated as NUDIX hydrolase domain-like protein. The transcript is spliced from 3 exons. Gene Ontology annotation, biological process: nucleoside phosphate metabolic process; ribose phosphate metabolic process. NCBI's taxonomy places the organism in Eukaryota, Fungi, Mucoromycota, Mucoromycetes, Mucorales, Cunninghamellaceae. The record is from RefSeq and is a predicted model, not a curated record. Gene Ontology annotation, molecular function: hydrolase activity. The coding region runs from base 57 to 677 and encodes 206 amino acids.
CCAACAAACUGGAAAUGGUCUUUUUUUUUUUCUUUUUUUAAAAAAAAAAACCAGGUAUGCUUCGUUCCCUUCCUGAUAUAAAAACUGCACAACCUGUAACUUUGGGUCAAGGUCAUUGGAUAACUCUUGAACAAUUAGAUUACUUUGAUAUCAAUGGUAUAAAACAUACUUGGGAAAGGUGUGUAAGAAAGAAUACUGCAGCUCCUUUGGCUGAUGCUGUUGAUAUUCAAGUUAUAUUACAAACAAAUACUGGUCCUCAUAUUCUUUUGGUCGUGCAAUAUCGUCCUGCUAUUGAAAAGUAUGCUCUUGAAUUUCCUUCUGGUUUGAUUGAUCCAAAUGAAACAGCUUUGGAUGCAGCACAACGCGAAUUACGUGAAGAAACUGGUUAUGAAGUAGACAAAACAGCUUUUCGGUUAUCAACUCAAUCUGUAUGUUAUGAACCUGGAUUGACCAACUCCACUUGCUAUGUAGCACAUACCACUAUUGAUACGACUACCAUAUCAUUACCUCCUAAACCUUCUUUGGAGCAAGAUGAAUGGAGUUUACAAACUAUUUGUCUACCUCUAAAGAAUCUUAUGACUCAUUUAGUUUUACUUCAAGAUAAGCAUCAACUUGUCAUCGAUUCAAGAGUUUAUAGUUUUGCUUCAGGAUUAGACUUGGCUAGAAUGAUUUUAUAGAUAGAUUAUGCAUUAGACGCAUGCUGAAAAAGGAGAACUAUACAUCAAACAGGAUUUAGCGUAGUUAGCUCCUCUCCCUUCCUCAAAUUUUUUUUUUUUUUUUUUUUUU